Theobroma umbraticum is the source of this 2093-nucleotide messenger RNA. Its product is annotated as S-adenosyl-L-methionine-dependent methyltransferases superfamily protein. Gene Ontology annotation, cellular component: trans-Golgi network; endosome; cytoplasm. Gene Ontology annotation, molecular function: methyltransferase activity. The record is from RefSeq and is a predicted model, not a curated record. NCBI's taxonomy places the organism in Eukaryota, Viridiplantae, Streptophyta, Magnoliopsida, Malvales, Malvaceae.
UCAUUCUUGGACCUCUGCCCAUCUGCCACAUUAAAAUAUCAGCAGCCACGACUGGCCUAAUCUAAAGACUAAAUCCUCUCUGCAAUCUCCACCAAAGCUGACCAAAAUGGCAACACCAAAGCCGCCACAGCAGCAACAACAACGAUCACUUGCACCAUCUCCAAAUCCCUUCAAAAAACCUUUACUGAGUCUCCUUCUAAUAACCAUUUUCUGCUCACUUUCUUAUAUACUUGGCUCCUACGGCAACUCUUCCACCGUCACUCUUCCUCAGAAACAAGACCAUAAGUUACCUCAGUGUUUACAGCUAAAUUUCACUACCCACAACGUACUUUCACCUCCUCUUAACUUUGAACCACUCCACAAAAUUCCCCUUCCUCAAGAACCCGUCAAAAACUUGAGCUUUUGCUCUGCUAACUUCACCAACUACUUACCCUGCCAUGACCCACAUAGAGAAAGAAGGUUCAGUGUUCUUAGAUUCUCUCACAGGGAAAGGCAUUGCCCUGAAAGUGAUGAGAAAGUUAGGUGCUUGAUACCAAGGCCUAAAGGUUACAAAAAGCCAUUUCCAUGGCCUCAAAGUAGGGACUUUGCUUGGUUCAAGAAUGUGCCUUUUAAGAGGCUGGCACAGUAUAAGAAAGCACAGAAUUGGGUUAGAUUGGAAGGUGAUAAGCUGGUGUUUCCAGGCGGUGGUACUUCUUUCCCAAAGGGAGUGAAGGGUUAUAUUGAGGAGAUUAAUAAAGUUUUGCCGUUGAAAUCUGGGAAGAUCAGGACAGUUCUUGAUGUUGGAUGUGGGGUUGCUAGCUUUGGAGCCUUUCUAAUGGACUUCAAUAUAUUGACACUGUCGAUGGCACCAAGAGAUGUACAUGAAGCUCAAGUGCAGUUUGCCUUAGAAAGAGGAAUUCCAGCCAUGCUGGGUGUUCUGAGUACCUAUCGGCUUCCAUUCCCAUCAAGAUCUUUUGACAUGGCUCACUGUUCCAGAUGUCUGGUCCGAUGGACUCAAUAUGAAGGACUUCAUCUGCUGGAGAUUGACCGGGUUUUGCGUCCCGGAGGCUACUGGGUACUUUCUGGGCCACCUAUAAAUUGGAGGUUUAACUACGAAGGCUGGCAGAGAGAGCCUAAGGACUUGGAAAAUGAGCAAAUGACGUUGGAAGAUCUUGCUAGGAGACUGUGCUGGAAAAAGAUUGCAGAGAGGGGACCAUUUGCUGUGUGGCAAAAGCCUACUAAUCAUUUGCACUGCACCCAAAUGAUUAAAACUUGGAAAUCACCCCAAUUUUGCACUACGCCUGACCCUGAUGCUGGCUGGUACAAACAGAUGCAUUUGUGCAUUACCCCUCUUCCAAUUGUGAAAGACACCCGUGAAGUAUCUGGAGGUGCUCUUGAAAAUUGGCCUAAAAGAUUGAAUGCUGUUCCUCCCAGAGUUAAAAGUGGAACUAAAGAAGGCAUUUCCAUUAAGUCAUUCAAUGAAGAUAAUCAGUUAUGGAGAAGGAGAGUUUCCUAUUAUGGGGUUAUACUCAAGUCUCUUUCUGAUGGUAAAUACAGAAAUAUCAUGGAUAUGAAUGCUGGAUUGGGUGGUUUUGCUACAGCAAUGGAUAAGUAUCCAGUUUGGGUUAUGAAUGCAAUUCCUUCAGAUGCCAAAACAAACACCCUUGGUGUUGUGUACGAACGUGGUCUCAUUGGAACUUAUAUGAAUUGGUGUGAAGCUUUCUCAACAUACCCCCGCACAUAUGAUCUGGUACAUGCCUAUGGUGUAUUCAGUAUGUAUAUGGACAAGUGCGACUUCCUUGAUAUCCUCCUCGAAAUUUAUCGUAUACUUAGGCCCCAAGGAGCUGUCAUAAUAAGAGAUCAUGUGGACGUUGUUAUGAAACUAAAGGGCAUCACUGAUCAAAUGAGAUGGAAUGGCCAGGUUUUACACACUGAGAAUGGUCCUUUCCAGGCUGAGAAGAUACUAUUAGUUGACAAUUCUGAAGACUAAGUUAUCCCCAUCAAUAUCCAGCUUGCACAUACAUGAUUUUAGACUACUGUAAGUUUACUGAUUGCAAAUUGGAAACUCUGCUCACCUCUGUAUCGAAUCAAACAAUGUCUCAAGCCAUGUGGUA